Messenger RNA from Brugia pahangi, 5334 nucleotides. NCBI's taxonomy places the organism in Eukaryota, Metazoa, Nematoda, Chromadorea, Rhabditida, Onchocercidae. The record is from the annotation of a GenBank genome assembly.
AUGCUGGAAAAGAAAAUUGCGCGAUGUAACUUUUCUUGGAAUGGUCCUUCCCCUCUAACCUAUCCAUUCCUUCCUUUGCAUAUUGGCGAAAAAGUAAAUGUUGCAUGCAGUUGCGAUGAUUGGUCCUAUGGCAGCAAUCUGGAUAACGGAAACAAAUUUGGAAUAUUUCCGAGUAAUGCAGUAAUAUCAUUUAAUGAAUCGGCACCAUUUAUAUCCAGUGAAGCAGUUGAGAUUGUUAAAGAGCUCACUGAUAUUCUCAGUGAGUGGUGGAACACAAUUAAGAAUACUUACUGUCAUCAGGCAAGGAUGGAAUAUCAGGAUGAGGUGCUAGUGUACAUGGAGGAUCUAAUGGUAAUGCGCAAAAAAAUACUUUCGGGUAAUGUUCCCAUUGAAGAACUGCGUGAAAUGAGGUCAGAAUUAGCUAGGAAAAUCGAUUUGGGCAAUCAGUGGUUAGGUCUUGAUCUGCUUAUCAGAGAUGAUAUGGGUAGGAAGAUAGAUAACGACACAACAUCAGUGGUGCAAGUAUACCGUGCUCAUGUAGAUGCUUCCAGUAGGAUUCUAAACGAUUCUAAACCUAAUGAUAUACCUGGAGUAAUUGCUUUUUCUCUACUGGUCCAUGCUCUUUCCGCAACGGUUGACUCGAGAGCGGAGUGCGAAUUCACAUUAUCCUUAUAUGAUACUGCCGAAAAGAAGUUUAUAUCCGAAAAUUUCGUAUUUUAUUGGAGUUUCUCCACGGGUAAUUUGACGAAUCGCAAUAGUAAAGUCCUAUUCACUGAUCUUGGUCCAAAUGAAUAUCCGUCUUCUUCACCAUCAGCGGAAGCCCAUCGCCUUCUUUUGUGUAUUAGGGUCGCACGAAUUGCUCCAAUUGAACAGACGUCCUCAACUUUGAAGAAGUAUGUUGACCCCGGUCCUUCUCAUCUUUGGCCUCGACAACCAUAUGCUGCUGCAGUACUGGAUCUGUCAAAUUUUAUAGGCGAAUCUCAUGGUUCUACUGAGCAUAUCAUUUCUUUAAAUCGUGAUGACAGCUUGGAGCAGCUAAUAGCUCGAGCAAGUACUACGAGGACCAGCAAUUCCGUAAGAGCAGUUGGCGGAGAAAUAUCUGCGUUUGGACGAGCGCAGCUAAUGAUUUCAACAGAAGUCCUUCUUGGUUCUCUGAUCCAAAUUAAAAAGAUAUAUCCUCAGAUUUUUUCAAGUAAUCCACCAUUCGAGUUGAGAAGAUUAUCGUUUGCAGAUGUUAUUUCGGCAGGUGUUAAAAUAUUAACUACAGAUGAUAUUCGAAAUGAUUUGUAUGUUACAUUGCUACAAGGUGAUUUACACGGUGGUAAAGGGUCCGACAAAAAUAUUGAAGUACGAAUAACAGUCGUUGAUGCAAAAGGAGUAGUUGAAAAUAGUAUCGUUGUGAUCACUGCAGACGGGAUACGUUGGAGCACAACAUACCAAAGUCUGGUUUUUUAUCAUGAUGACAAACCAAAGUGGAACGAAUCUAUCAAAGUACAGAUUCCGGAGAAUAUUGACCAAAAUAUACAUCUUCGAAUGACUUUUCAUCACAAAAAGACAUCUGAUAAAACUAAGCAAGAAAAGGGACCUUUCGCAUUGUCAUUUGUGCGCAUUAUGGAAGAUGCAACUUUGAUCAGGGAUGGUUUGCAUGAAUUACUAAUUUACAAGGUUGAAACGGGACGUUUUGACGACAGUGACACCAGUUAUACUCGGUUGCCUGCCACACGAGGAGAGCUUAAAGCUUCUCAUUCUCAGUUAAGACCCCAAACAACAACCUUCAUUUAUUGCGAAAAGAAUUUUCUAACCAUUGAAACAGUAACUUGCUCGACAACGUUAACUCAUAGCAAGAGUUUGUUGGAUAUACUUAGAUGGAAACAAAACAGAAGCAACUUAAAAGAAAGGCUGGAAGAAAUUUCGAGGCCGAAAUUUCUAUCAAUUGGUGAAGAAUUGGUAAAAUUCAUUGCGAACUUUUGCGACGCUCUUUUUGAAAUUUUAGAUCAUUACCCAGAUUACGAUGGCUUGGUUUUUGAUGAUUUGGUCACUCUAGUGCAAUUGGUAAAUGAGGAGCGGUACAAGAAUUUCCGUCCAGUACUUGACAAAUAUGUGGAGAAUUUUCAUUCCACUGUAGCAUUUUUAAAGUUGUUACCAGUUCUUCGUGAAAGAAUUGAAAAUGCAGAGGAUACACAUGAAAGAUCACUGAAUACGAUGAAAAGUCUUGGCACCCUUAUCAGAUUGGCUGUUAGAUCAAAAUUAUGCAGUGACAGACUUGGUAUGACGUCAAAUAAUUUUCAACUUUUGAUCAGUGAACUGCUGGAAGCAUUUAUCGUAUUUAUGCAAAAUAAACGAGUACGUAUGACUUGUCAAAAUAUGGCGUUGAAACAUAUACCAGCAGUUAUUCCACAUCUUGCAUGCUAUGGUGUUUAUAACAACAGUGAUCUCACGGAUUUCCUGGCACGAUUAAUGGAUCAUCUUGGUGAAAACAUAAGCUCAAGGUGCCGUUUAAAUUUUCUUAAGGACAUAGUGCAAACAGAUUACUUCAUCCAAGAAAUAAACCGAAAGAAGCUAUUGCCGAAGGUCAUUGAAAAAGUGGUGGAAGAACUCGAGACUUCUGACUUCGUCCAUUUGCAAGACAUUGUGUGUGAUCAGUCCAAGAUGGAAGAAUGUAUUUCGGCGAGUGCCGAUAUAAUGUUUUAUAUCAUUGAACGCCUCUUUUGCUCUACGGAUCCUAUUCAUGAACAAGGAAGUGAAGAUGAACUUUAUCUCAUUGUAUGGAAAUCAUUUCGUACCAUAAUUCAAACGACAAUCGUUUUGAUCAAUGCAAAAUAUUCUGCUUCUGUGUUCUGCGCGCUUACAAUUGUAGUUCUCAGCAAACUGUCGGCACAAAUGUAUAAAAUGUACCUGGAAAGUCACACUACCUAUAUUGAUAAACAUGAUUUAUUGAUGGAACUUGUUCAUUUGUUUCGUGAUCUCAUCAACAAGUCACCAUUCCCGUGUUCAUGGUUCCAGAUGAUACUAUUGCAGGAUAGAAUGAUUUUGAAAACAAUGAAAUUUAUCAUGUCGACAAUUGUUGAACACUUUCAUGACGAUCAGUUCAAUGCUGAACUUUGGAGAGAAUACAUGCUGACGAUGGUCACUUUUUGCACACAAAAAGCUCUUCAGUUGGGUUCAUCAGUUAGUGAAAGGCGGUCGCGACUUCUAUCAUGCCAGCCGGAUUUGAGAAGAAUAGCAGUUGCGGAUUUGCGCUCUAUGUGGUUUAGAUUAUCGAUGGCCCAAAAGAUUCUGUUUGUACCGUCUAUGAUUGGUUCUUAUCUUCGGGUGGCUCUGAUUGACGAUGAUGUUGUACGUGAAACUAUUAUACCUAUAUUUUUCGAUAUGCUUCAAUGUGAAUUCCAUUUAUCACCACUGCGCAGUUUCUCCAAAUUUGCAAACGAGACUAUAAUGCAGCUGGAUUGUCUGGUUGAUGAGGACUGUGGUGGACAAAAAUUCAAGGAGCAACUGCAUAAUAUCAUGAUGGAUAUGAGCCGUUCAGAUACGGAUCUUGUUGUAGAAGGUUGUAAAUUUGUGGCUUUAGUUGAUACUCUUCUACAACAUCUUUUUGAAUAUCGUGAAGUACGAACAAAUGGUUACUGUAUAGAAAACGGAAUGGAUCGAACUGUUGAAUUGUUGAAGUUUUAUAAACUUAUUGGUCAUGAUGACCUUUAUAUCAACUAUUGGGCAGAGUGUGAAUUGUCACCCGCUCUUUUGGAUGCACAUUUAAAUCGGCAUUGUGGUACUCAGCGUCAGCUCAAAGAAGCACUUUAUAACGAAGCGGCUAAUCUCUUCGAUGAAAAAGAAUUGUGGGAAGAAUCUAUCGGCAUUUUGAAAGAACUGACAUUUCAAUAUGAAAAGAAUUAUGAGUACGAAAAAUUACCAAGCCUUCUCCAACGUCUAGCUGAAUUAUAUCAUAAAGUGAGUACACAAGGACGAGUCGCAUGCACGUAUUUCUUCGUUGGAUUUUAUGGCCUCAAUUUUCCUAGUUAUUUAAAUAAUCGGCAAUUCAUCUAUCGUGGAAAUGAAUGCGAAGCCACUGUCAGCUUUCGGCAUCGAAUGCUGUCAACCUUUCCCGGUGCUCAGUUAGUUAAUACAAUGGAUGAAUGUUCGCAUCUUUCAAAGCACGACAACAAAUUUUUGCAGAUUUUCCCCGUGAAACCUCUUUUUGAAAGCUGCUGGGAAAAAAAAUGUAGCAAUCGUUUAAUUCGAUGGUAUUUCAAAAACAACAGGGUACAAAAAUUUGAAUUUUAUAAAGGGGAAAUCCGAAAAGGAACAAAAUGGACAGAACUGGAAGAUAAUGAAAUCAUGCGCUCGUGGGUAAUUCGACGAUCAGUUUCUAUCGAAGAACAAUUGCCUAACAUAUUACGUUGGUCACAGAUUACAAAUUUUUCUGACCCAAUUGAGUGUUCUCCACUAAUGGAAGCUGUGACAACAAUGAGGAAAAACAAUGAAGAAAUGGAAGAAAUGGCACAUUUGGUCCUUUCUACACCAUUAGAAUCAGUUGUUCCAUUGGGAGGCAAAAUCCGUGGGAUCGUACAGGCGUUUGUACAAGGGGGAAUUAAAAAUUAUAAAAUAUUUUUUUCUGAUCGAUGUGGUUCAAUUUUAACAUCAGAAGAACAUGAGCUUGUGCAUCAGCUGAGGGCAUUAAUCAGAAACCAGGUGCCAAUUUUGGAGUUUUGCUUAUAUGUACAUGCUUCCCGUGACCAUCAAGUGAAUGUCCAGUUUCAUGAAUCCCUUGUAGCUUCUUUUUACGAAUAUAAAGCAAACAUUGAAAAACAGUUUGGAAAAGUGGCCUCGCAGCUGCCGCCGGGUUGCUCCAUCCAUCUUUCACAACAGAAAGGAGAUGAACGUAGAGCAAGCAGCUUUGAAAUCCCAAGUACUCCAUCUGUUAUGAGUGUAUUUAAAAGAGGUGGUGGAGGUACGAAAAGUGGAAGGACAACAACUACUAGGAAAUCAAGUGGUCUAAAAUCAGAUUUGAAAAGUGCCUUCGAGAAUGGAAUAGCCAAACGAAUCUCAUCGUCAUCCGACCGCAGUUUUGACUGCAAUUCCAAUGAAAAUAGUUCCACUUCUCGAUCAACAUUUGAUUUUACACGUUUUGAGCAUCCGUUGAAAUCAGUCUCCUCGUCAUCCUUGCAAAUAACAGAAGAUGAUGCAACUAUUAAAUCGGUUAAGCCAGUCGAGAGACUCACUGAUACUCAAACUAUACCACCUCCGUUACCUCCGCGAUGUACGAAAAUAUCACUUUUGGUUCCUCAGCAUCUCAGUACCGUUUCAUUUCCGGUGGAAACUUCUCAUCACAACAUAUAA